Octopus sinensis (East Asian common octopus) is the source of this 687-nucleotide messenger RNA. RefSeq lists its product as uncharacterized. NCBI's taxonomy places the organism in Eukaryota, Metazoa, Mollusca, Cephalopoda, Octopoda, Octopodidae. The record is from RefSeq and is a predicted model, not a curated record. The transcript has a single exon. The coding region runs from base 1 to 687 and encodes 228 amino acids.
AUGGUCGAACGUUUUCACAGGCAACAGAAGACCGCUCUACGCGCCACUCCUGAUCCGCAGUCUUGGACAGAAUCCCGGCCUAUAUUUCUUCUUGGUUGUCGCACCGCCGUUAAGACAGAGGUAGAUUUCUCCUCUGCCGAACUCCUUUACGGUACCACCUUGGCACUUCCUGGUACAAUGUUAGCACCAGCCAAUUCAUCGCAUCCUGAUCCAACGUCGUAUGCCACCAGACCUCCCUCGUAUUUCUCGAGUCUUUCACCAAUGUAUCCGCGUGACCAAUUUAUUCCUUCUCACGUUCCACCGGACAUUGACAAGUGGAUUCAUGUUUUUGUUCAGGAUGAUUCUGUCAGAGGACUGCUCGUUUCUCCCUAUAAAGGACCGUUUCGUGUGCUAUCGCGCACACCCAAAACUUUUAGUCUCGACAUCAAUGGUCGGGCAGAUACCGUGUCAGUUGACAGACUUAAAAAGGGAUAUUUUGAGGUUUCCACAUCUUUCGAUGACAUUUCGGCCACGCCCACUUUUGAUCCUUUACAACCACCUCCACAUCCACCCGCACAUACACCUUUGACCACACUAUCACCUACACCUACACCUUCGUCGCCAGAACCUAACACUAACAAACCUUAUGUCACCAGGACAGGCCGUACUAUGCAUUGGACUAAAAAGCUUAAAACUAUUUAUAUCUGA